Dermacentor andersoni is the source of this 1189-nucleotide messenger RNA. RefSeq lists its product as uncharacterized. The record is from RefSeq and is a predicted model, not a curated record. Lineage: Eukaryota; Metazoa; Arthropoda; Arachnida; Ixodida; Ixodidae.
AGACCGUGACCGCUGUACUGUUAAGUGUCAAACACAUUAGUUAGUGAACUUUUGUAACCCGCUACGUUGUGUUCAGUCAAUGCACUCCUGCAAUGCACGCAAUGCUCCUUAUGUACGUAAGUUACAAACAGCCGUGGCCGCAUCUCAGGUUACAUAAGCGAUGACCCGUUACCAUGACUACUACAGGCGCUGCAGAUCGUGGCGUAGCGGUAUUGCGGUGGUUGCGAUUGGGGUGGCACGUACAAGCAGGCAGGUAUAUGUGGCAGCAUCAGAAUCAGCGACCCCUAGCCGCACAAUGUGGUGGACGACAGACAGCUUCCUUGGCUGUCAAAGGCCGAUGUUUCGAGCAGCGACUGGCAGCCCGGCACAUGAUGCUGCACUGGUUGGCAACCCAGCAAGCCAGUGCUGCUGUGGACACAGGUAGACAACACACUCGGCCCAGCAAGCCUGUGAAGCUGGCUGCAUGUAGAGAGGUCCGUGAGCAAAGGCAUGGAAAGCAGGCCAGUAUCACUUCUUCAGCUAUAGCUGCCAAGCUGUCGAACCUGCUCAGCCACUGCCAUCCUAUGGGAGUGGCACCAACGCAAGAAGGCCAAUCAAGUGUCGCACCCCUGGCAGAGUCACGCUUGGCACAGAUGCCGUGGUGCUACCAAGGUCCCCUGCGACGUGCAGAGCCAACUAGCCCAGAGACAAUGCAAGAUGAUCAACUGGACCUCGAAGAAAAAGACCACAGUGGCACUUUGGAAAGGGGCACUCCAUACCUGGACUUCCUGGCACGGCUUACUGAACACCUCGUUAACCAAUCGGACCUCUCCGAUGAAGUCCUCCAUGGUGUCUGUGAAAGGUACAUUACCAGUGAAGCUGCUCAACUUGACCAGGAGAUCCUAUGGAACCUGGUGUGGGAGCUGUUUCCAGAGUUGUAUCAGUGGAAACACCCACUGUCCUGAAAUGUCAAGAGCAAAGCCAUAGAUCAGCGAAAGGUUCAGCAGCACUGCAGGGGCUUGGUUGUCCAGAAUGAUACAUUUAUUCCUUGUGGAGCUGCAAAGUUCUGGCAAUUCCCAUCACAAAGUUGGGAAUGUUGUGCUGCCAGAAGGCAGCACAAGGCUUGGCGGCAGUGCGGGGGCUUGGAUUAUGAAGAGCAAUAUGUUUAUUUUCGGAGACUAGUGACAAAGUUCUCAUUUUACGCUGUCAA